AUGGGCCCGAGCCAAAUCAAUCCUCCCAAACCAUCCCGCGCCGCUACUGCGCGCAAACCCACAGCUGGCGAUCCACCGGAUCGCCGCAACCAAAGCCCCGCCUCCAACGACAGGGCCCAUCACCAGCCACCUCGGCUCGUAGCUAGUCCUCCACCGGCGCCAUACUCGAACUUUCCGCCAGGCUACGUGCAUCUCCCACACACCAUGACCGGUCCACCCCACCCUCCGUCGGGACAGGCCUCUGGUCCUGCAUACCCAGCGUACGGCGCACAGGGAAGCGCCGACACAUACGCUUACGCUGGUGCACCUUACUCUUCCGGAGCUCAUCCCGUCGAGCCGCGCCACUUUGCUCGCCCACCCAGUCGCACGCAAUCGCAAAGCUCGGGAUCCGGCUCCGGCGCCUCGCCCCACCACGAAGUCGUACCGGGGCCUCACUACGCUCCGCACUAUUCGCCCUCGUACUCGACCGUGAGUCCGAACCCCUCUGCCGGCCAUUCGGGACGCACCAGGUGGGCAUGGGUCCCCAUCGAGGUUCCGCACACUCAUCUUCCCGAUGAUGCCCACAUGCAGUACCCCCCGUACCACGGCAACUACUACCCAACCUCGACCGGUUCGGCGGCUUCAAGCACAUCCUCAUCCCACCAGCCCUACCCGCCGGCGUUCGGCGAAGGCUCAGGACCGAUGGCAGCCUCCUACGGAGUGCAAGUCCCGCCAAACUAUCCAACAUCCUAUCCCUAUCCUGUGCAUCCGAACCACUACGCCUCUGCCCACCAGCACUCCUCGCACCACCAUGCAGUGACGCCCGGCCGAGGAUCGUGGUCCGGCUUGACUCAGCACGGAUCCCAACAUCCAGGCGCCAACCGCGAGGGCCUCUCACCCAGCGGCGGUGGUGGCAGUCGUCGACAGACUGGUCCGCCGUCCCGCUCUGUACAUGGCGCACGCCGGCCCAACUCGAACUCCUCCGGCAACCAAUCUUCCUCGCCCAUGCGAGGUCCUGCCGGUCUGCCUCGACGUCCCAGCUCGACCGUGGCGCCCGAGGCAGAGGAUGUGGCCGCAGAGAGCGACGUGUCGCCCCAGGCACUCGGCGUGGCAGCAGUCCCGCUUCAAUCGGAUACAGCUGACACGAAUGUGUCGCCGUCGGCCACUGGGACGGACGUCGAUGUUGAAGGAGAGCUCGAUGUCGCGGGCACCGAUCGCGUGCCGGGCAGGGGUCUCCGACCGCACUACCAUCCACAGCAAGGGCCGCGUUCCGACUUUGUUCUCUGGUGCGGCAACGUGCCGCAGGAUGCAACCGUAGAAGAGCUUUGGGAGGUGUUUUCGCGCCUCACCCCCAACGAGUACGAGCGAUGGCUCGCCUCGUCCGAGGGCAAAGAGCAUCGCAGUGCGGCAGACGAGGAAGACACCGACAUCGACGGACACGGCGUCCUGUCCAUCUUCAUCAUUUCGCGCAGCAAUUGCGCCUUUGUCAACUAUGCCAGCACCGCGCAUCUCGAUCGAGCCGUCCGGUACUUUCACGGCAAGCAGGUACGCCCCCACGACGCGCGCUGUCCCAAGCUCGUCUGCCGCGUGCGUAAGAAGGACGACGAGGCGCAGGCAGGCGUGGCCGGUCAACGAGGACGCGGCAUCCAUGUCGCUUGGCUCAAGCAGAAACGCGAACUUGAGCGAGCGCAGGCCUCGCCCAACGCUCCAACGGCCGACCCGUCUGCGCACGCGCCACCGACGGUGCCAUCAUCAGAGCCGCUCUCGCCACUCUCGCCGCUCUCGCCACCCGGAAGAGACUCGGCUCCUGUGGCUGCAGGACUCACCUCGGCAGGCUCGUACAGCUCGAGCGGAUCCGCGUCAUACACCUCGACCAACUCUUCGCUCUUCCGACACCCCGCCUUCCGUCAUCGCUUCUUCAUCCUCAAGAGCCUGCGCGCCGACGACCUGGAACGCUCAAUCGAGACUGGCUAUUGGGCCACACAACCGCACAACGAAGCGGUGCUGGACCAGGCGUACCGUAACAGCGAGACUGUCUAUCUCGUCUUUGGUGUCAACCAGACGGGUCAGUUCUACGGCUACGCCAAGAUGGCCGGGCCCAUCCACACGCACACGGCCGAUGCCACGAGCAAGGAAGAGCAGCAGCGCCGAAUCAGCCUCUCUUCGGUGCGCUCCGCCGCCUCGGCGAGUGCGCAGGCUGCGACCGUUUCCGAGUCGGUUGGCGAUGUGUCGGGCGAGUCGGGUGUCACGUCGGCCUCGGAUCCGAGCUCCAAACGGCCGCAUCCCGUGUUGGACAAACACGACAUCCAAGUGGCAAGGGGCCUGUUUGGCAAUCUUUCGAUCGACGGCGCUGGCGAAGCGUUGCAGGCUAUACCCAUGACGUCGCCGCUCCCCAUCACGCCGCUGCUGGAGGAGGCUGGCGCGCGCACCGCCACGAUGCCGCAACGCAGCGAUACCAUCACGCCUCGCACCUCUGCGUUUGCCCAGUCGAGCACCUGGCCAUACUCGUCCAGCCGGGUCGGCAGCGACGGCGCAGAUUCGGCGGAACGUCUCAAGCUCACGACGACGCUUUCGGCGGAAGCGCCCGCCAUGACCGCCGAACCGGACGAGUACGGCGUGCGACGCAUCGACAUGGAGACCGAGUCGACGCAGACGACGUCGAGCCAGAGCGACCAGCCUUCGUUAGGCCCGAGCGAUUCUGCGUCGUGGUCGUCGGCCGAUCCACGCAUGGCCGAGCAGAUCGCGCUGCGCGCCGUGAUCCACAACCUGCGCCUGGACGAGAUGGAGUCGCGCGGCAAGGCGGAGCGGCUCGAGAGCCAGCUGCGCCACGGCAGCAACGAGACGGAAGCUACCGUGACGGCCGCCGGAAGCGAGCGAGGCGCGCCGGAGAGCAACGAACGCACGCCACCGCGACAAUCGUCGUCCGACUCGUGGGGCAAGCCAUUCCGCGUGGAGUGGAUCUGUACGGACCCGCUGCCGUUCCAGCGCGUCAAGAAGCUGCGCAACCCGUGGCGCGACAACAGGCAGGUCAAGGUGUCGCGAGACGGCACCGAGCUGGAGCCAGGCGUCGGCCGUCAGCUGUUGGAAGAGUGGAACCGGCUGCCGCCAGCGUCGUCUCUGGCCGUGGUAUCGGACCGCGCCGCAUCGAGCUCGCACACGCCGGCUGCAGGUGCUUCUGCCGCUGCCGUAGCGAGCGAUGAGGAGGAGUGA
This is a messenger RNA of Moesziomyces antarcticus, 3189 nucleotides long. RefSeq lists its product as uncharacterized. Gene Ontology annotation, biological process: mRNA destabilization. NCBI's taxonomy places the organism in Eukaryota, Fungi, Basidiomycota, Ustilaginomycetes, Ustilaginales, Ustilaginaceae. Gene Ontology annotation, cellular component: cytoplasm. Gene Ontology annotation, molecular function: mRNA binding; N6-methyladenosine-containing RNA reader activity. Bases 1 to 3189 code for a protein of 1062 amino acids. The transcript has a single exon. The record is from RefSeq and is a predicted model, not a curated record.